This is a messenger RNA of Cornus florida, 2219 nucleotides long. RefSeq lists its product as uncharacterized. Gene Ontology annotation, molecular function: zinc ion binding; nucleic acid binding. The transcript has 2 exons. Bases 53 to 1879 code for a protein of 608 amino acids. NCBI's taxonomy places the organism in Eukaryota, Viridiplantae, Streptophyta, Magnoliopsida, Cornales, Cornaceae. The record is from RefSeq and is a predicted model, not a curated record.
CCCUUUGAUAACAACCGAUAGAGCCAAACCAACCCUACGGAAAAACACAGCCAUGGAUCAAUCCACUGAAUAUCAGCAACACCUCCAACUUCAACAUCAUCAUCAACAACACACAGUCUCUGAUCCAUAUCAACUUCAAAUUUACGAUCAAUCAACACAAGCUUACUACACAUACGAUCAAUACAAUCCACAACAAUACACAUAUUACCACCAAGAUUACAACAGUGCUUAUCAACAAUACCUCCACCAACAACAAUCUCAGCAAGAACCCACUUCGAUUCACCCUCCUGGGGUUCCUAUUCCACAUCAACCAACCCAAAUGGCUGACCCAGAACAGCUUUUGGGGAACAAUUCUUAUUACCCAAAAGGGGUUUUGGAUCAACACCAACUGAAUUCACAACAGUGGCAGGGAAAUAAUGGAGGGUUUGGACAGGUAUCAAUAAAUAAUGAACCCCAUUUGCUGAUCCGGCAAUCUCAAUAUAGGGGUGCAGGUAGAAGAGGUGGUCGACCGUUCAGAGGAGGUGGUCGCGGCCAUUUUGCUAGGGGUCGUGGUAGGCACUUUCUGUCAAAUUCUGCAUCAAUGCCAGCUGUGGACACAGCGACAUUUGUUCAUGGAGAAGCAUCACACAUCCAAGGAGAGCCACCUCAAACACUAAUGGCACCACCAUAUGCAUCUGGUCCUGUGCAGACACCACUAAAUGCCCCAGCUCAAGUACGUCCGACUCCAAUCCGGCAGCCUCCACGAAUGGCAUGGUGUGAACUCUGCAGGGUUGAUUGCAACACUUAUGAAAUCCUCGAACAACACAAAAAUGGAAAGAGGCAUAAAAAGAACUUGAAGGUAUAUGAAGAGUUGCAGAAUCUCCAAAAAAUUUUGGUUGGACAAAAUGAGCAAAUGCCUGUCUCCGAAGUUAAACCAGAAGUUUCUGUUCAACCUGAAAAUGUUGGUGGAUCAGGGAAUAAAUCACAAGAAAACUUGUCCUCUGAAGCUGCUACUGAAAAUAAAGUUGAAACUGAUGAGCAAAAAGUUUCAGGGGAACAAGAACCAACAGAGGAACCAGCAGGAAAGCAGAGGACGGAUCGAUUUGAAGCUCGAAGGCGUGGUCUAAAGCGUAAGAUGAGGGGAGGCCAAGGCGGUAAGUGGAUGAGAACUUAUGAAGGGUCAAGAAGACAAGUGGAGCCUCCUCCGAAACCCAAAGAAGUGAUUCCCUUAAUAUGUGAGCUGUGCAAUGUUAAGUGCGAGUCACAGGUGGUUUUUGAAACUCAUUUGGCUGGUAAAAAGCACCUUUCAAACUUCAAGCGGUUCCAGGAUGAGCAAGCUAUGCUUGGACAAGCAGCUCUUCAAGCACUUUACCCAGCACUUCAGGCACUUUACCCAGCACUUCAGGCACUUUGCACACCUAACUCUAAUGCUUCAACUUCCUUUGCCCCUCAAUUUCAUCAAGAACUUGUUCAUGGUCCUCAAGGAUUUUUUCCUCAGCCAGGGCCUGUUAUGUUUCCUGAAGGCGAGGCACCAGGACCAGGUAACACAUCGGCAUCAGCUCCACCACCUGUCUUAGAUAUCCAAGAUCAACAAGAUUCUGGUUCACAAGUCACAUCAGAAGCUGCAAAUGGUAAUGCUGUUACAGUGGAAGCCAAACCUCAGCCGGAAUCUGUGACAGUAAAUUUCGAAGCUGAACCAGCUUCAAGGAAAGAAAACAAAUCUGAGGAUGGAAAAUCUGAAAGCGAGGAGAUUAAUCAUCCCACUGAUAACUCAGUUGUGGCUGUUUUGGGUAACAAAGUUGCUGGAUCUGAGCAAGUUAGUUCUGGCACAGCAACAGGUGAAGCUGGUGUGUUGCCCACUUGCCGAAUUGUGCCCUCUGCCCAGGUUGCUAUCCCUUGAAUCAACAGCAAAAUGGAGGAUGAGCUUGAGUCAAAGAACAAAGUGCCUACUAAUUAAUUUAUUUUUUAUUAUUAAUUUUUUUUUUGGGGGGGGCGGUGGGGGGUGGGGGUUGUUGUUUUAGUUUAUAAAUCCCUCGAGUCUGUCUAUUUAAAAGCUGUUGCAUGCUUCUUGUACCCAAUAAUUCACAAGGAUGUUUAGAUGAAUAAGAGACAACUUUAGAAAUAGAUUGAAAAUUGCAUUUGUUAGAAACAAGAGAAAUUGUUUGCGGCUAGGGUGCCCUUUGCUAAUGUGUUUGUAAGAGCUUGAAGCAUUUUGGGAAAUCUACAAGGCUAGUUGAAAA